Messenger RNA from Pyrgilauda ruficollis (rufous-necked snowfinch), 2192 nucleotides. RefSeq names its product heat shock protein family B (small) member 3 (gene HSPB3). NCBI's taxonomy places the organism in Eukaryota, Metazoa, Chordata, Aves, Passeriformes, Passeridae. The transcript has a single exon. The record is from RefSeq and is a predicted model, not a curated record. Gene Ontology annotation, cellular component: nuclear speck; cytoplasm. Bases 37 to 633 code for a protein of 198 amino acids.
AGUCUCACAGCACUGGAACACAGGACACUGUAUUAAAUGUUAAGCUCUGCCUGUUCUAAAAGUAAAAGGCGACAUCAACUGAUAGACUGGUCUGUGGGUAAGACACACGGCUGGGAAAAGUUCAGUCUGACUCUGCAGUUUCCCAGCACAGCAGGCGUAGCAGCUGAUCUUUCUGCCUCAGCAAUGGCAGAAGCUGUCAUAAGACAUUGGGUGGAAACCCCUGUACGCUACCAGGAGCAGUUUGUUGACCAAGAGCUGGAAGCACACAGACUGAACCACCUUUUAUAUGCUUUGCCAGGCCCUGCCACCACUGCACCGAGCGACCGAAGGUGUGCCACAGAAAGCACGGCUGGGGUCAGGAAGAGCGGCCAGGAGGAGGAAAACACACACUUUCGGGUCUUGCUGGAUGUUGUGCAGUUCCGCCCCGAAGAUAUCAUUAUCCAGACUUUCGAAGGCUGGCUCCUGAUUAAAGCUCAGCAUGGACCCAGGAUGGACGAACAUGGUUUCAUAUCCAGAAGCUUCACCAGACAAUACAAAUUACCUGACGGAGUGGAGAACAAAGACUUGUCUGCACUUUUCUGCCAUGAUGGCAUUUUGGUUGUUGAAAUGAAGAACUCAGUGGAAAAGAAUUAGAACCAUGUCUAUAGUUAUCGGUGAGAUAAAAUCAUUCUUAAUGUAACAAAAUUAUAUCAAUCAUGCAAUGCUGUAGGGUGUAGUAAGCAUGUAGCUGUAUUUAUUAAAGGAAAUUAUUUGUAUAUAUUUUUUGUAUGCUGAGUUUACUGUUUGAUGUGAACUGUUAUACUGCUUGCCUCCAGCUACAUAUAGGUUGAAAACACAGGCUGUUCAAACAGUAGCAAACAAAGGCUAGUCUCAGCAGGAGAAAAGAAAAAAAUCUAUUUGAUAACAUACUGAAAAUGGAGCACAGUUUUGAGUUAAUUAGCAGGAAUUGUAUUUCUAAGCAAUAAGCAUUUGUCAUACAUAGUCAUAAAUAUUAAAGAAGGAAUGGACAAGUUGUGAAUCUUAUGGAAAUUUAUGUACCAAAAAAUCUGUUUUCUAAGUUUUGAGAUUAAAUUCUUCUCUCUGGAAAAGCACAAGAACUGAAAGAUACCAUCAAGAGAAAAAUCCCGAUUUCCACAGUUCAAGAUUCUAUACCAAAAAACUCUCAAGAGAUAACUUUUUAGAAGUGUGUUGCAUGUUUCAAACUAUGAGAAAAAAAAUUUAUUUGCUUGACUUUAUUUGCUUGAAAAUACAAUAAAUAGAAAUUAUACUUUCUGUCAUAUUAAUUUGAAAGAAAACCUUUCUUUAAAAACAUUUUAGAAAAUUGGUUUUGUUUAAUAUAAUAACUGAAGAAAAAAAUUUUGCUUACAAACGCACCAAAUUCUUCUUUGUGAAACCUCAGUAAUAAAAAGACAUUGCUCUUGCACAAAUGCCUUUUUUCUUACACAUUUUAGGUAAUCUUGUUAUUUAAUCUGAUGAGUAUUUAAUUGUCCACGUUGCUUGACAGUUUAGGCUGAAAUCCCACAACUUUGUCUUCAAGAGAAAAUUUUUCUGCCAAUGGUAAUCCCCCUCUCCCCAUGGGAACACAGGCUCUACAUGAACCUAAUUUUAGAUAUAGGGUUUCCUUGCUGCAGACACAGUUUCUGUUCCAGUGUCUCACAUUUCAUGAGAGUGGCAGAGAUGAAAAAAUAGCCACCUUCUAUAUCUAGUAUGUGGUCUUCUCAAUAUUAAAAAGAAAUAAUGCUAUGGGUUUGUAAGUACUCACAUAUUUGAGGGUAACUGCAUCUGCAAAUCGAACUGCCUGCUUUUAUAUGUACUGGAGACCACUAUGACUGGUGUGCUAUGAAUAGUAAAGGAAUGUGGAAUGGAAAGUGCCAAGUUAAAAACAGAUGCUUUAUCACAGCCAUCUGUUGUUUGGACAAAUCAAAAACAUAUUCAAAUGAAACUGAAUACAAAUACAAUUUUAGGAACACAAGAAAACUAUGAUGAAGAAAACCUGGGCUCUCACCAGCUGAAGCUAGAGAGUUCCUUUCAUUUCAAAUUAAAAUCCUAAGUUUGUAUGUCUGCACAUGUCCAUUUAUGAGAAAGAUUUACAUUUUUGUUGUUUAGACUUAAAGAUAUUUGAAGCAAUUGGUUUUAGAAAAGUGGGUGGUACAAUUCUUGUAUUUUACCUAUUAAUUGUGCUAAGACCCAGA